This is a messenger RNA of Dicrocoelium dendriticum, 1030 nucleotides long. Lineage: Eukaryota; Metazoa; Platyhelminthes; Trematoda; Plagiorchiida; Dicrocoeliidae. The record is from the annotation of a GenBank genome assembly.
GCCUUAUGGUUCUCAUCUUUGAGGGCCGGAAAUACAGAUGCAAUUACAAUACUGUCAAUGCUUGCGUCGAUUCAUUCUGUUCAAUGCCAUCCGUAGUAUCAAGCGCACGUGCCUUCAGAAGCCACAUCUCUAGGGUUACGUCUGGCCGCGAUUUGCUUUACGUUCAUCAAGGUGAGAUGGCUACCAUCCCCUGUGUGAUUGGCUCGGAUGACGCCUGCAUCCCUCGUCUGGUCGCCUCAGACGAUGCAACAUCAUGUGUAAUCGUCAUUUUACGAUCUCAAGGUCUAUGCCUUAUAGCUCAUCUGGACAACUCCCACAGAGCCAAAGCCUUUCUAACGAGGACUACGCAAGUCUUGUCGCCAGAUGACGCCCACCUAGACGCCCAUUUAGUGGGGGGUUUUUACGACAAUAAGGAACUGGCCCACUCCACUAUAGUAGAAGUGAUGGGAGAGUUUCUGUGCAAUGAUGCCAAGGAAUACUCUGUGAAAACGUUUUGCGUGGGAGAGUUGAACACCAUUUUGGGGGUAUGUAGACACGGGCCCAAUACCGACCGAGUCAUCCCAAUGCCUGCGGUUACUGGAGUUGUCUUUGACUGGCAGUCGAACUCAAUAUCCCCCGCUAUUGUUUGCUGGGAAGCCCGCGGUCCCGUCCCCGUAUUGAGGCUGUCACGCUUACAUAGUUCCAACGCAGCGCGAAUGCUCAGCAAUAUCUUCGAUGCAAACAGCCAUAAGCUGAUCAUAGAACCAUUUCGCUACUCUCAGUGGAUAUGUAAUGACCCAUUGAAGCUCAGCAUGGAUGAGAUGAGGCUGUUAUCAACAACUCCGGACCAAGAGCCAGCGACAUUUUUCGAAGGUCUCCGUGCAACGGUAGCCCUUAUGUUUCAUCAUCCUGAUCCAAUGCGAUCUUGGUUUUCUGACGGCCGGCUGUCGUUUAGAUGUAGUGACAGCAUUCCAUAUUGGAGACCCUUAGAUGAAGCCUCGGAGUUCGCUUUAAUUCAUGCGCUCACUUGAUACAUGCGGCUGCUAAACAC